GGCAGCGGUUGAGGGACGGAUGCCUCGCCGAGUUCUUGGCGCUGCACGAGUUAUUUUUCGUGGAGUAGUAAAUUCGGGGAGAGAGAGAUUUUGGCGUCGUCUCUGGGAAGAGAGUUGGGGCGUCGUUGGUGAAAGGCUGUCGUGAGCAUGGCCGUUGCAACAGGCACGGAAUGGCAGGAGGCUCGACAAUGGCUCAUCGACGCUGGAGUAAUCGACGGACGUCAUCCUGUGACCAAACCCACAGCGACACUGAUGGAGUUUGCCCAUUGCCUGACCGAUGGAGUCUUCUUGUGCAUGCUACUGAACAAAUUGCAGCCUAACUCUGUUCCGCACUUCCAUCCGAAGGCUAAGCUGCAGUUCAAGUGCGUGCAGAACAUCAACGCGUUCCUUGUCAGUCUACAUCGUGACUUCAAUGUCGGUGUUGAUAACGUGUUCGACUAUGGCGACCUCACUGAUAUGUCUGAUUUUGGCAGGGUUGUGCGAUGUCUUUCAGACUUGUCACAUUCACGCCAGGCCAUAUCCUGCGGCUUCACGCCAUUCCCAUCUGCACCAGCCGACGGCAGUUAUACGGAAGAGGACAUUUAUGGCAACUUGGAGAACAUGAUGACACACCGUAAUGCAAAUGCCUACGCAGCACACCGACCCCCACUACCACCGACCGGUGCACCGGAGCUGCAGGAAGAAGAGUCGAUCUACGAUAGCAUCCAGCAGACCGAGGACGAGGAGGAUAUUUAUGGGUCUCUUGUCUCGUAUGCCGGCAAAGGCAAGACGCAGGAAGGCUCUGGUUUUGGAGGACUGCCCGAGAAGCUUGGCUACGUGGUGGCUGAGGUAGUCGAGACGGAGAAGAAUUAUUUAGAGGCCCUAAGCCUUCUCACUAAGCACUAUCGAGAUUAUCUUAUUGAUCGACUUGACAUAGAGACUUUGAGGAUUAUCUUCAUCAAUAUACCGGAUCUAGUUUCUAUACACCAGAAGUUCUACGACUCUCUUCAGAAGCAGCUGAAGUCAUCUUCCAAGCAAUUCAGCCGCUGCUUCAAUGAGUCGGUCGAUGACUUUGUGCAGUACGCUACGUACUGUGCUGGACUUCCCGAGGCUCAGAUCAAGGUUCAAGAGCUUAUGGACAAGCCCGCAACCAACCAAAUGCUCGAACACUGCAAGAAGAGCUCCAAGCAGAAGUUCUAUCUGAAGGAGUUGCUCAGCGUGCCCAUGCAGCGUGUCCUCAAGUACCCGCUGCUACUCCGAGAGUUGAUCAAGCAAGCCAAGAAGUGUGACUGGCAUGAUGUCUUGCAGCUCGAGAUGGCAGCUGAAGGGAUACAGGAUGUCGCUAAGUGUGUGAACGAAGUGAAACGUGACUCGGAGCGAAUGAGCAUCACCAAGGAUGUCAAGAAUGGUCUUGUUGAGUACAAGGGCGAGGACAUUGCCAACUUCGGGCGGUCUCUCUUCGACGGGGACAUCAAGGUGAAGCAGAUCGAGGAUGCCAAGUCCAAGCAGAGCUCGGCCAAACCUCGGUAUGGGUUUCUGUUUGACCGGGCUCUUUUGGUCUGCCGACCGAAGAAUGAAAAGUUCAUCGUGAAGACGGUUAUGAAACUUGAAGAUUAUCGAGUGGAAGAUAUGCCUGCUCCUCCAGGCAAGGCUAAGUUCACAUCCGGGUUUCAGCUGCAUGGCUGCAACGCAUCUGCGCCUGGCAACUGUGUCAUCUUUGCCAAGACAUUGCCGGACAAACAGGAGUGGCUGCAGCUUGUGCAGAAGGCCAUAAUGAACAUUACUCCGCCCCACUCCGAUAAAGGCAAUCACCGAUUUGAGCAGUUCACCACUGACAACAUGACAACGCGUUGUUCAGUGUGCAAGCGACUGCUCUGGGGACGCAUCCUGCAGGGCUACCAGUGCAGCCUAUGCCAGCAGAUGACGGUACAUCAGACUUGCCUUGCCGACGUGUCGGGUACGUGUGCCAGCCGCCGGGCGUCAGCUUCCAUGUCCAUGCCCACCGACACACCUCGUCCUCCGCCGCCAAGACCGGAUCGCAGCGGCGGAUCUCGAACUCUGGCGUGUCGAACGAUUCGGGGGUAUACCGGUCAUCCAGCACCACCGCCUGGACAGGUUCCAUUGAGAUUCGGUAUUGGCGAGGACGUCAACGUGACUUCGAACAGUGGCGAGUGGUGGGAGGGCACCUUGCUGAAGGGCGGUGGUCAUGGCGUGUUUCCCUCGUCCUAUGUCAAGCUCAAAGAAGCAGUGCCCCGAAGAACACAUGUGCCAGCUCCGUACGAAGAGACGGUUAUCUCUGGUUCUGGUUUGGCGGCUGCUGGCCCUCCUCCUGCUAGCUCCAUCACCAGGCUACCGUCGAUCAACCGAGGUCCACCGCCACCGGCGCAGCGGCGAAGUAUCCUCCAGGGAUAUACAUGGUUUGUUGGUAAGAUGUCGCGAGCGGAGGCAGAGCUGCACUUGCUGCACUCAGCCGACGGCGUGUACUUGAUCCGAGAAAGCGAAGCUCAUCCCGGCGACUAUGCUUUGUCAAUCAAAUUCGAGCAGCCAAAGCACAUCCGGGUUAACCAGCGAGAUGGUGCCUACUACUUGUCUUUAACAAAGACGUUUCCGUCCAUGAUGGGCCUGAUUGAGUACUAUCAGAAUUUCUCGCUUGCCGCCAGCUUCCCGGGUCUGGACACCCAGCUACUCAUCCCAUUCAACGACACUACAUCAGUAUGCGUCGCCAACUACAACUUCAACAGGCGCAACGAGGAGGAGUUAACGAUAGAGGAGCACCAGGAAGUGAAGAUUUUCAGCAAAGAAACUCCAAAGGCAAAGUGGUGGUACGGCUAUACUGAAAUGCACAACGCGUAUGGUUUAUUCCCGUCCAACUAUGUGACUGAGUUUGGCCAUCAGUGACACCUAUCACGUUUGUCUUUGAGUCGUUCACUCCUCAUGCCGCCCUCCGUGAAGAUUGCCCUUUGCUACGUCAUGUGUGAAGUUCCCAGUAGCUAGCGAUGGACUCGUGCAGCAAGAUCCAGUUCCAAGGUAGAUUUGAGGCUACCGCGCCAGCCUGUGCGGUUAUCUAUGCGUUUGCGUUUGCCUCUUCUGGUUUCUCCCGUAUCCGCAACAUUGUGUCAUUCCUUUGACUGCGUUUGUUGGAGUCUUAGAAGUGUUGUCCUCUAUUUGAUUUUCAAUUCUGCCAUGAACAAUUUUUCCUUGUUUUUUUUUAAUAUUUUAACAAAUACGUCGUGGAGAUUCUGGCUAGCUAGCUCCGUAGGGUUCCUGUCAUGCACAGUACGUAUGCAGCUUGUUCAGCUUAACCUAGUAGUCCUGUACAUCAUUUGUUUAUCCUCGUGGGGCACUGUGAAUUGCCUUGGUGCAUCCGUGCUGUGCCAGUUCCCCAUCGAUGUAUUUCCUUUUGAUUUGAGACGCGCCCGACUAUCAUUCUUUGCUACUAUCUCCCCUUUUUUUUAUGAGAAGAAUUUUUUAUCGUGACACUUGUGUUUCGACACCUUUUCCGCUCCUUGGCAUGCAUUUUAAUCAGAUCCUUUACUGCGCGGCUUCUAGCUCUUUUUAAAGAAUCAAAUUUUGUGAUAUUUUUGUUUGCUAGGCCGUUGUUCACCUGUUUAAAUCAUGCGUCACACCGUUUCUACUGCUUGUAUAAAGGCUAAAACCUUGUUAGUGUAGUGCUUAUAUUUCAUUGGCAGUCGCUUCUCUGCUGUCAGCCCAACCAAAAAACCCAGAUUCCUCAGAUGUGCAUUUCCACUCAAACCACAUCAGUUUUUUUCAGGUUUUGUUUCGUAGUGUGCAUAUACUUUUUUCGUUUGGCACUCCCGAAAGCUGGCUUUCCUUUGCCGAGCGCUCUUUCUCUCUCUCUCUCUCAGUUUGACUGUGCCGGUCCAUGUAAAUAUUCUUAUUUUUCGUUUUCCGGCACCGGCAUUGCCCGCACACUGUCUUCGUCACGUAUCAUUAUUAUUAUUGUCGUUCGCGCCUUUGCGGCCACCCAUA
This is a messenger RNA of Sycon ciliatum, 3969 nucleotides long. RefSeq names its product protein vav-like. The record is from RefSeq and is a predicted model, not a curated record. NCBI's taxonomy places the organism in Eukaryota, Metazoa, Porifera, Calcarea, Leucosolenida, Sycettidae. Gene Ontology annotation, biological process: regulation of GTPase activity; cell migration. Gene Ontology annotation, cellular component: cytoplasm. Gene Ontology annotation, molecular function: protein binding; guanyl-nucleotide exchange factor activity.